Messenger RNA from Cinclus cinclus, 2136 nucleotides. RefSeq names its product kelch like family member 5 (gene KLHL5). The transcript is spliced from 11 exons. The record is from RefSeq and is a predicted model, not a curated record. NCBI's taxonomy places the organism in Eukaryota, Metazoa, Chordata, Aves, Passeriformes, Cinclidae. Gene Ontology annotation, molecular function: protein binding. Bases 16 to 2136 code for a protein of 706 amino acids.
UGGCUUUCACCAAGAAUGUCUGGUUCUGGUAAAGAGUUUGACGUGAAGCAGAUUUUAAAAAUCAGAUGGAGGUGGUUUGGUCAUCAGGCAUCAGCCUCUAACUCUGCAACUGAAAACCAUCAGGGAGACUUCUGGAAUAGAGGACAAAAUGUAACAACUGAUGGCACAAAGUUUUUAGAUUCGGGUAGCUUAUCUUUAACAUCAGUUGGUUGCAGAAGGUCCAGCCAACAGGAUUUCCAGAAUUCACCUCUUUGGCCAAUGGCAUCCACCUCAGAAAUCCCUACAUUUGAAUUCUCAGAAGACUGUGGAGGUGCACGUUGCCUUGACAGACAAGAAACAGAUGACAGAGCAAGUGAAGAAGAAAAUGAAUCGGACAGCUGCUCGCGCAGAACCUCUGACAGCAGUCACAUCUUAUCAUCCUGUCAAACAAUGGAGCCCUGUACCUCAGAUGAAUUUUUUCAAGCUCUCAGUCAUGCUGAACAAACUUUUAAAAAGAUGGAGAAUUAUCUGAGACACAAUCAGCUAUGUGAUGUGGUGUUAGUUGCUGGUGAUCGUAGGAUUCCAGCUCACAGAUUGGUUCUCUCCUCUGUUUCGGACUACUUUGCAGCAAUGUUCACGAAUGAUGUAAGGGAAGCAAGACAGGAAGAAAUCAAGAUGGAAGGUGUGGAGCCAAAGGCAUUGUGGGCUCUGGUUCAAUAUGCAUAUACAGGUCGCCUUGAAUUAAAAGAAGAUAACAUUGAGUGCCUGUUGUCUACAGCUUGCCUUCUUCAGCUCUCUCAGGUUGUAGAAGCAUGCUGUAAAUUCCUAAUGAAGCAGCUUCACCCCUCCAAUUGCCUUGGAAUCCGAUCUUUUGCUGAUGCACAGGGUUGCACUGACUUGCACAAGGUGGCUCACAAUUACACUAUGGAAAACUUCAUGGAAGUCAUUAGAAAUCAGGAAUUUCUGUUAUUGCCAGCCACUGAAAUUGCUAAGCUUUUAGCAAGCGAUGACAUGAAUAUUCCUAAUGAAGAAACGAUACUGAAUGCACUACUUACCUGGGUUCGACAUGAUUUGGAACAGAGAAGGAAAGAUCUCAGUAAACUCCUGGCUUACAUUAGACUGCCUCUGCUUGCUCCACAAUUUCUGGCAGAUAUGGAGAACAAUGCACUCUUUAGGGAUGACAUUGAGUGUCAAAAACUCAUUAUGGAAGCAAUGAAGUACCAUCUGUUACCAGAGAGACGACCUAUGUUGCAAAGCCCUCGCACCAAACCUAGAAAAUCUACAGUGGGUGUUUUGUUUGCAGUUGGAGGAAUGGAUGCAACAAAAGGAGCUACAAGCAUUGAAAAAUAUGAACUUCGUACCAACACAUGGACUCCAGUUGCAAACAUGAAUGGACGAAGAUUACAGUUCGGAGUUGCAGUCUUAGAUGAUAAACUGUUUGUUGUUGGUGGCAGAGAUGGACUGAAAACAUUGAAUACUGUGGAGUGCUACAACCCGAGAUCAAAAACUUGGAGUGUAAUGCCACCGAUGUCCACUCAUCGUCAUGGUCUUGGAGUAGCUGUAUUGGAAGGUCCCAUGUAUGCUGUAGGAGGACAUGAUGGCUGGAGCUACCUGAAUACAGUAGAAAGAUGGGAUCCACAGGCUCGUCAGUGGAACUUCGUAGCUAGUAUGUCAACUCCCAGGAGCACCGUUGGUGUAGCAAUAUUAAAUGGAAAGCUUUAUGCAGUUGGUGGUCGAGAUGGAAGUUCUUGUCUUAAGUCAGUAGAAUGUUUUGAUCCUCAUACAAACAAAUGGACUCUCUGUGCUCAGAUGUCAAAAAGAAGAGGUGGUGUAGGUGUAACCACCUGGAACGGGUUCUUGUAUGCAAUAGGUGGCCACGAUGCUCCAGCAUCCAACUUAACAUCCAGGCUGUCAGACUGUGUAGAAAGGUAUGAUCCCAAAACAGAUAUGUGGACUGCUGUGGCCUCUAUGAGCAUUAGCAGAGAUGCAGUGGGAGUGUGUCUUCUUGGUGACAAGUUGUAUGCUGUUGGAGGAUAUGAUGGUCAAACAUAUCUUAAUACCGUGGAGUCUUAUGAUCCCCAGACAAAUGAAUGGACACAGGUUGCACCACUGUGCUUAGGAAGAGCUGGAGCGUGUGUUGUGACUGUAAAACUCUGA